Molecule: messenger RNA, 1924 nt
Organism: Lutzomyia longipalpis
Lineage: Eukaryota; Metazoa; Arthropoda; Insecta; Diptera; Psychodidae
Product: protein spartin
Exons: 3
Coding region: 182-1786 (534 amino acids)
Biological process (GO): negative regulation of BMP signaling pathway; cell division
Cellular component (GO): plasma membrane
Source: RefSeq, a predicted model, not a curated record
AGCUAUGACAGUUGCCGUCUUGCCGUCGUUGUGUGAUGACCGUGAAAUAAGUUUUCUCCAAUUUCCCUAGAAAAUACUGAAAAUACUCAAAAAUUUCCAAGAAUCUCACAAUUUACACCCUUUGAGUCCACUCUUCAGCACACUAGGGAAAAACUAAUUUGCAGUCAGCCUAACGAGGAAAAUGAGUUGCGAGUGGCUGGAAAAUUACAGUGAGCUCAAGAAGUAUCACGACCGAGCUCAUCACAUCCUUAAGAAUGCCUGCGAAGAUGAUAUUAAUGAGAAUCUCGAGGUGGCUCUCGAAAAAUACAAAACUGGUCUUGGAUUGCUGAUUUUAGGUCUAAAUGCAGCUUUGUCGUGUCCUGAAAUAGUCUACAAGGCAUGCAGAGAUGCCACAAAGAUGGUGAAUCACCUGACACGUGCAAAACCGGUGAUAGAAAAAAGAAUGGAACACAUCACGAGGAUUCUAGAGGAAAGGCGUUUCCGUGAGACGAGCCCUACAUUAUUCUCAGAACUAGUGCGAGUUCUACGGGAGAUACAGAACGCCUCUGAAGACAAUUCCACCCGAGAGUUGGUAUUUUGUUGUGAAAAUGUAAAAUUCUACACAAUUCAGCAGGAUGGCACUGUUACGCUGACAUUGGAUAAUACACUCCUGGAGAUUUGGAAGUAUACAAAAUCCCCUGCAGAAGAACCCAAUGAGGGGAUAUUCUUCAUGCAAAUUACAAAGACUUCCGAACCUGUUUUGGCAUUGGCGGCUGUGAAUGAAUCCAAUGGGGCUGAAGGUGUGGCAGAAGAAGAUAAAGCUGAAUCAAAUGGAUCAUCAUCGAAUGAAGAGAAGGACGACAGUAAGAGCUUGGCUGAGAUUGUAUGGACUUAUCCACUACUCCCUGGGGUAUCACCCUGCUUCCGGACACGUUUUGGUGCCAUAAUUAUGCCUGAUUUGCGUGCACCUCCAUCGGCAGGAGCCACUGUUGGAAUGCAAGUUGAGGGCCCACCGGAUGAAGUCUUGAUGGAGAUACUCGAUGAAAUUCUCAAGUGUGUCUAUCGUCAACAAGAUGAGGAUACCGCUGAGCAGACACCCAGGCGACAGUCACGAUCAGUGGCUGUGUCUGAGAAGAUCACAAAGGGAGCUUAUUACUUUUCCCAAGGACUCAUACGAGGAUCUCAGAAGACAGGAGAAUUUAUCACGUACUCCACUCCCUACAUCAUAUCUCGCAUGGAAAAGGCACCAAUCACGGUGGCUCCUGUGUCUACGGGCGUACGGACAGGUGUGGAAGUAGCAAAAACCGUAACUGGAACUGCAGCCUCAGUGACGGGUUUUAUGGCACAGAAACUCGGAACAGCCACAAUGGCACUGGGGCGUUUCAUUGCGCCUCAUAUUCAGAAGCAGGGUUCACGUAUUUUAUCGCACAGUCUGGGUAUGAGUCAAGAGGUGGCAACUGAGAAGAUGGCUGAUGCCCUAACUGUGGCAGCAGGAGCUGUGGAGGCUUUUGGUACGGUCUACACAGGUCUCGAGGAAUCUGCCUCAAUUCUCGGACGAAGUCUCAGCACCAAUUCCGUCAAAGUGAUUGAGCACAAGUACGGCCCAACAGCGGGAAAUUUAGCUUCCAGCACCUUUGAAACAGCUGGAAAUGUAUUUGCCCUGAGCCACAAUGUUAGGCUGAUGACGCCUAAGGGAAUUGCCAAGAAGGCAGCAAAGAGUACAGGGAGAGCUCUUGUCGAAGAUUUUCAUCCCCAAAGUGGACCAUCGCGAGAUGUUACAGGGACUGAUAAUAAUGGAAAAAUGUAAUCUCUGGAGGGGGAAUCUCAUAUAGAUAACAAACAGCAAAGUCUUCUAUUUGGAUCUGAGAUUUUAUGACAGAGUUUCACUGAAGCUUUAAAAUUUUAAGAAUGUUUAAAGGGAGAAAAUAUAUUUUUUGAAGACACA